Messenger RNA from Paramecium octaurelia, 2423 nucleotides. The record is from the annotation of a GenBank genome assembly. NCBI's taxonomy places the organism in Eukaryota, Ciliophora, Oligohymenophorea, Peniculida, Parameciidae.
AUGAUAUAGAAGCAUUGUGUGGAUGAGUGUUGUGACAAAGGUCUAAUGAUUGAUGACAAGUGUAAGUGUGACAUAGGAUCGUUUGGCGAUGAUUGUUUUCUAAAUUUGCAGGACAUUUAUGUUGCCCCUUAUUAUACUUUUGUGGGGAUCUAUUGUGUCGCAUUCUUUUUGAUAUUAUUCGUAACUAUAAGACAAUUUUAAACUUCUUUAAAGACUCAAAGAAUUCCGUCUUAUUAUACGUAAUUUCUGAUGUUUGAUAUUUUAGUUGUUAUUAAUAUGCAUCUGCGUUGAUUGGGUCCCCUCAGAAUUACAUCCUUGUGUUGACGAUGGUGCUAUCAACGUGUAAACUGAUCUGGUUGAUUCUGGAUCCUUUCGAAGUCUAUGUAACUAAAUUUAGUCAUAAAGCAUAUAGAAAGGGAAUACAACGGUCAUUGAAAGACUGUUGGCAGAAAUCGUAUACACGAUCCUGUUCUAUAUCUACGGUUGCCUAUUGAUAGUGUGGUAUACAAUGUAUGAUGAGAUUUCCUUUAACAUCUAUCAAGGAGAAGUGAAAAAGGAGAGGAAAUGGAUUUUUACAUACUACAAGGAGGCAUUGAAGAUGCGCUUAUUUAUAGUGCUUUUGGUGUAGAUAACCGUAAGUACGUUGAAUGGUAAAUUAGAUAAUAAUGAAAGGUUUGAGGAAAGGAGUGUAGUAUCCAAUCUUCUUAAUGAUAUGUUACAUAUUUUUGAUGGCUAACUUCUUUUUGUUCAUAAUAGAAUUUAUAAUCUAUGGUUCUUCUUUGCAGACUUGCAUAAAGGACUAGAUCACUAUAUGUCGAACUUAGUUUCGAAUGCAAUUGUAAGGAUUGGAUCAAGCAAUGCCAUAGCAAGUGUAAAAGGAAGAGAGUCUAAGUAAGUCUCCCGAGUCGGUUCAAAGAAUUGUGAGAAUUUCUAAGUAGGUGAGUAUUGAAGAACAGAAGAAUGAAUUGAAAGAUGAAGUGAAAUAGUUGGAGGAACCUAAGUUAAAGAUAGGGCAGACAAAAUUAAAGUCAGUAUCAUUUGCGCGUACAUUUGUCAAAGGAAUUAGGGGAUCUUCAUUUUUUAGAUAGGAGAGUUAGAAAUAAUUGAAAUCCAAUAAGCCCAAUCAAUAAAAUCAGGAUUCAAAUAGUGAUUAAUCUGCAAAGGAUUUGGAUAAUUAGUUUAAUGAGGAGUCUGCUGAUGCCGAGAUUAAUAGUUGUUGUCUGAGUGAGAAUUAGUCCAAUUCUAUAAUUUGGGAGAAUAAGGAGGAUAGACAAGCUUAUCAGGAGACAGUGAAAUUGUAAAUUAAGGCUGUUAAGGAGAGCAAGAAUUCAGCUGACAAAAAAAGGGAAGCUUUACAAUAAUAAUAUCAUUUUUAAAGAUACAAAGAGCGACAUGAUCAGAAAAAGUUGAGUUACUUAGGAAGUGGUAGUCAAUCGGAUUACAGAACAUCAAUUUAUUAGUAAUCUGAUGAGGAUUAGGAGAAGUUUAAUUUGAAAUCAAGUAAUUUAGCUAUUGAUAGAUAAAUAUUGUAUAAGAUUUAGUUGCUGGUUUACUUUGGCAUAUUGUUGGAAAUUCUAUUUGGAGGGUUGAGCAUAGCUGUGUUGGUCACAGACUUAAUUCGAGAUCCGAUUGGAGUGUUGGGUUAUUUGUAUGCAUCAUCAACUUUGUAGUUCUUUUCCCUGAUAACUGUGUUGAAAUUGUUCAGAGACAUCAAGAAUCAAGAAAUCAAGAAUUUAAUUUGGAUUCAGAAGGUGGGAAAUCAGAAGAACAAAAUCAAUCAGCAAUAUGUAUUUUCAAUUCCUUAGGAGUAGAAGGAUGAUGCUUAGAAACUCAAAUUCGAACAAAGAAUUAAUAUGAAUACUUAAUAUUGAUAUUAUUAUGAAAUAAGUGUAUCUCUCAUCUGAUCAAAUCAUUUAACUUUUUGGGUCUGGAACACUCAAAUACACAGAAGAAAAUGAAGAGACUGAAUCUGAGAGUGUAGUUCUGAGUAAGUUGCUUUUUUCACUCAUUUUUUAGUCUCUUAACAAGAAUACUUCAUAUUACAGAAACAAUUAGAAAGGAAAGUGGAUAUGAAAGAUAAUUACAAUGAGUAGAUUAGUAAUUUGAAUGGGGAAAUACAAAAAAUAUAGGAGGAAUUGGAUUUAAUGAAGCAGUAAAGAGAACUGAGAAACUCUAGUGAUUGUAUGAGUUUGAUUAAAUUAAAAGCUUUACUUCACAGUUUGAGAUAGCAGUUGCAGGAAGCCAAUCAAAGAGAACACAGAACGAUAUUGGAAUUGUCUAAAUAAAAUGAGUAGCAAUUGUAGUUAAAAUAAUAAUUUGAUUUCAUAUAGGAAAAUAUAAUGAUCUAAAGAAGCUAAGCAAAUUUGAAUUAGACAAAAAAGAUAAAUAGAUCGAAUAACUUAAAUAAUCCAUAUAUUUGUUGA